This is a messenger RNA of Scleropages formosus (Asian bonytongue), 4968 nucleotides long. RefSeq names its product endoplasmic reticulum metallopeptidase 1 (gene ermp1). The record is from RefSeq and is a predicted model, not a curated record. The coding region runs from base 13 to 2676 and encodes 887 amino acids. Gene Ontology annotation, biological process: proteolysis. NCBI's taxonomy places the organism in Eukaryota, Metazoa, Chordata, Actinopteri, Osteoglossiformes, Osteoglossidae. Gene Ontology annotation, molecular function: metalloexopeptidase activity. The transcript is spliced from 15 exons.
UGUACUGUAAAGAUGGAGAGUGACAACACGGUGAGGAGAGUGAAAGCGUACGGGCACCAACAUAAUGCCGCGCGGAAGAGCGAGGAGCUCCGCGAACCGUGCAGCAACAAUGGCUGCGGCGAAGUGAAGCGGAAGCCCACCGUGAGCCAGUUGCUGCUGCGCGAGGAGACCCUGCUCGUGGCCGUGGUGCUCUUCAUCUCGCUGCUGUGGGGACUCGUUCACUUCUCCUUGCAGCAGCUGGUGGUGGCGAAGCCCACCGGCGAGUUCAGCUCCACCAGGGCCAGGGAGCACUUGGACCAUAUCACGAGCGUGGGACCCCGGCCCGUGGGCAGCAGAGAGAAUGAGGUGCAAACGGUGAACUACCUGCUUGCCCAGAUUGAGAGCAUCCGGGAAGCAACUGCAGCUGGCCACCACUCCAUCUCUGUGGACGUCCAGCGGCCCACAGGCUCCUUCAGCAUUGACUUCCUGGGAGGCUUUACUAGCUACUAUGAUAAGGUUACCAAUAUUGCUGUCAAACUGGAACCUCAAGGUGGGGCCAAGCAUCUCAUGCUGGCCAACUGCCACUUUGACUCAGUGGCUAACAGCCCAGGUGCAAGUGAUGAUGCUGUCAGCUGUGCGGUGAUGCUGGAAGUUCUGCGUGCCCUGGUCAACCUCUCCACACCCCUGCUGCAUGGGGUGGUCUUCCUCUUCAAUGGGGCAGAGGAGAAUGUGCUUCAGGCAAGUCAUGGGUUUAUCACGCAACACCCUUGGGCUUCACAAAUCAGGGCCUUUAUCAACCUGGAGGCAGCAGGUGUUGGUGGCAAAGAAGUAGUCUUCCAGACAGGACCUGAGAACCCUUGGCUGGUUCAGGCAUACGUCCAUGCAGCCAAGCAUCCGUUUGCCUCGGUGGUUGGCCAAGAGGUUUUCCAGAGCGGGGUGAUUCCAUCCGACACUGAUUUUCGCAUCUACAGAGAUUUUGGGAACAUUCCAGGUAUUGAUUUGGCCUUCAUCGAAAAUGGAUUCAUUUACCACACCAAGUAUGAUACACCUGACAGGAUUCUGACCGACUCCAUACAGCGAGCUGGGGACAACAUAUUUGCUGUACUGAGACAUCUUGCUAUGUCUGAGAAGCUGGCAGAUUCCUCAGAGUAUCGUCAUGGGAAUAUGGUGUUUUUUGACCUGCUGGGUGUCUUUAUGGUGGCAUACCCAGCUCGUGUUGGCACCAUCAUCAACUACAUGGCUGCCAUGGCGACCUUCCUUUACCUUGGGAAGAAGUGUUCUUUACCUAGCAGUGGGGGUGGGCGGUAUGCCCGUGAGCUGUUCUGUGCCACUGGGCUGGCUGUCCUCAGCUGGUUUGUCACCUUGCUCUCGGUGCUCAUUGUAGCUCUGCUGGUGACACUCAUGGGCAAAUCCAUGUUCUGGUACAAUCACUUCUACAUGUCAGUCUGCCUGUAUGGUUCUGCAUCUGUGGGCAAGAUGAUCUUCAUCCACACUCUGGCUAAGAACCUGUAUUAUGGGGGCGUGCGGCGCCUUGAGCUCGCCGAUCUCUUCUUCGAUGUCAGUCUGCUGCUAUGGUGCUGCGCCCUUCUGUACCUCACACAGCGGGGUCUCUGCUCUGCCUACGUGCCCAUGCUCAUGGUGGCCUUCCCACUGGUGGGCAAGCUGCUGCUCAUAUCAGAGUUCAGAUGCAAAGGCUCAUCCUCCAAGUAUUGCAUCCUGUACCUUCUGGGCCUGGCACUCCCCUAUGUACACUUCAUGUUCCUCAUCUGGGUUGUGUUUGAGAUCUUUACCCCCAUCCUGGGACGGAGUGGUACAGAGAUCCCUCCAGAUGUAGUGCUGGCCUCCCUCAUCACCCUUGGCACCAUCUUUCUCUUCUCCUACUUGCUUCAUUUCAUCUACCUGGCCAAGAGCACAAAAUGGAUUUUGACAGGCCUGGGGACCAUCUUCAUGGUGAUGCUCAUUUUGGUGUCCUGCGGCCUGUUCUUUCCUUACUCAGCAGAUCCCACUGCUCCCCGGCCCAAGCGAAUCUUUGUACAGCAUACCACACGUAUCUUGCACCGGCUGGAUGGAACUGUGGAGAAGAGGGACUCGGGCCUCUGGAUCAACAGCUUUGACUACACAGGCAUGCGCUUUGUUACACCGCAUGUGCCGGAGAUCAAUGACACCGUGCGCACCAAGUGCCAUGAAGACCUGCCCUUUUGUGGCUUCCCCUGGUUCCUGCCCGUGAAGUUCCUGGUCAAGAAAAAUUGGUAUCUUCCAGCACCUGAAGUUACACCCAAAUCACCUCUGGAGUUCAAACUGCUCUCCAGAGACAACACAGAAUGGGGAACUACCAAGCUGUCAUUUGAAGUGAAAGGACCCAGCCACAUGUCCCUGUACCUCAUGCCUCACAGUGGAGCCAGACUGUCCGGCUGGUCCUUCGGAAACGGCACUCCGCAGUUUGACCUGGAGGGAGAGUACUUCAUUUUCUACUCUCAUGGCCUUGAUGCACCUGCCUGGAACUUCUGGUUUGAAAUUCAGCCAUCCUCUUCUUCAGAUCCGUCUGGUCCUGAAGGUAUGAUCUCGGUUGCCAUAGCGUCACACUACUUUUUCGGUGAGGACCAGAAGACACCUGAGCUGAACAGGAUCCUCAAGCGGUUUCCUGCCUGGGCCUUCCCCUCGUCCUGGGUCAGCACCUACCACCUGUACCGCUAUUGAAGGCUGACGGGACCAGCAGCUACUUCAUGCACAUAUUCGUACUACCACAACCCCUGGACUUCCCCCCCAGUGUCAGUAGGCUAGUAAUGAUUGAUCCUUUUCAAAGAUGUGUCACAUCCAGCGUGUUCUGUGAAAGGCUGUUUUCUUUUUGCCCCUUUCUUUAUGCCACCUUGAUUAUAAUAUCAACUGUCGUGCAUGUCUACCUCUCCUCACUUGUCAGCAUGCAGCAGAAAAUAUAGCUGUUAGCUUUAGGGGCCUUUGAAAAACUUUUUGUGGCUUUUUGACCGUUUUCAGAACUGCCAGACUGGAAGAGUGAACACAGCUUUAGGCCUUGAGUUUGUGCAGCAGCCUUUUAUACAAUGCAGUGAGACUGUGUUCCUUUAACACUUGAGCUGGUAACUCAACCUGGUGUCCUGAGUUGAUCACGUGAACACACAUGCCACACAGUCAAAGCUCGUCAGUAUUUCAUGACAACUUUAGUGGCCCAGUUUGCAGGGGGAAUUGCUUCGAUAAAGCCGCCAUAGCAGGCUGCUGCGUGCACGUGUGUGUCGAAUACACUCCUCAAGUCUGGCCUGCCAUCCUAUCUCCCCCUCCUUCAUCUUUCUCUCAGAACAUCAUCUAUGGCGUAAUACAGUGGGGCCAAACACAACAGCAAUAUGAACAGUGUUUCUUAAGGGAUUUGAAAGUCUAAACAAAUGUUUCCUUUUCUACAAGGGGCUCAUUUUCUGUCAAACCUUAGUCCAGACACUUGAAAGCGUCGGUGUCCUGCAGUCUUGUGUCUGUAGUGGUAAAUGUUUGUUAAUGCCGAUCUCCAGACAGGGGGUUCACGGUGCAUCCAGGUGAAAAGUAGCAACUUGCCCAUUCAGAGAUGUCUCUGAAGACCUGCUUUGAGAAACUUGUGUUUUCUAGCAAAAUACAGGAGGUUGGGCUGUACACAAACCAGCAUUAAUUUUGCACAAUGUAUGUUACUAAUGGGUCGAACUGUGUCUGGAAGGCUUGUGCAGCUCGCCACCUCACUUUAACUCUUUAUCAUGUGUUGCUCUGAUUUGGUUGCUCACAGUAUUUAUUGCUGAACUAUGCAAUGGGUCAUUCUGGCUAAUGGAAAAGGGAUAGAAUAGAGCACUGCUGCACACUGGGGGUUCCAUUUAUGACUGGAAUAUGAGCAGGUUUUUCUUUAGUUUUUUAAAAAUGUAUUUAACAGCAGUUCCAGGAUAGAAACUGAGUUCCAGAAGCUGACCUGAAUUAUUAAUAAUCAAAGAAAAAUGCAGUAAUAUGCAAGUCUUGUUCACUUCAAGGGACUGUCUUAGAGCUACACAAAAAUAAUUUUAAGAGCAUAUAGUUGACUUAAAGGUCAGAUUUAGACCUGAUGGGUGUCAUGUACUUGUGGACUGAAACUUGAUUUUACACAGGCUUCUACAGGUAAAUGUUAGUAUAAAGUAGCAGAUUGUAUGUGAGCAUUGGGUAUAUUGUACAAUACAUAGAGGUAUUCACCUCUCUACUGCACAUCCAUUCCUGCACUAGCAAUGCAACAUUCAAUAUUGUGCAUAUUACAUAUGCAUGCAAAAUAACAGAAGUAUCACUGGUGAUGGCACAAAACUUGUUUCAAUUACUGAAAUCAACCUUUUGUUUCAGGGCAUAGGAAUUUAAAUGUUUAGACACUUUAGACAGUAUUUUUUAUUGCCUAAAACUUGUUCCCUAACCGGCUUCACAAAAAAAGGAAAAAUUAAACUGACAGUUUGAUUAAAAGCAGGAGAUCCAGUAAAAAUUUUUCUGCCUUUUUUUUUUCUCUUAGUCAUUUAGUAAUGGUACUUACACAAGUAUUUGAUUACUGUAAUAAUUACAUAAAGUGGUGUUGGGUAUGAUUGGUAAGGUAACCAUACAGCUAAUCUACUUACUGUCAAACAUUUUAGACCAUUAUGUGGUCAUUAAUUAUAUUAAAUUCCAAAUGAGGUGGCUUAUGUAUUUUAAGUCACGAUUUAAACUAGAAUACCACUCUAUACACUGUGUGGUUCAGUGUGUUUGUUUUUUUUUUUGGGUGUGUGAUUGUAAUGUCAGAUGAGUUCUUAAUACUGUGAAAGUAAUGCUUUUCUGUGUGUUUUAAGGUAACUUGUUUGCAAAGAACCUGGUAUUGUGUGUCACAAUUUUCAGUUAUACUUUUUUGAAACCCUAGAAAAGUAGCUGAAUUUUAUAUAUGCAGUACUGCAAAAAAGUCACAUUCACCUCUGUUUGAAUGUGCAUAAGUUAAUACCAUCAUGGUGUGGGUAUUUAUUUGAAGAUAUGUAAUAUUUCAUA